Molecule: messenger RNA, 2029 nt
Organism: Cucurbita maxima (winter squash)
Lineage: Eukaryota; Viridiplantae; Streptophyta; Magnoliopsida; Cucurbitales; Cucurbitaceae
Product: RAN GTPase-activating protein 2-like
Exons: 2
Coding region: 196-1815 (539 amino acids)
Molecular function (GO): GTPase activator activity; protein binding
Source: RefSeq, a predicted model, not a curated record
AACACAGGCCGUCAUCCAAAGCCGACCCAUUUGCCUUUUCCCCCCACAAACACUUUAUAAUCCAAAUUUCCCUCUUUUCCCUCUCCCUCUCUUCCGGUUUUUGUUCCCUUACAUCAUCUCUCCGCUUCUUCACCGUCGCGCACUACGCCUUCCGUACAUCUCCAGCAGGCGGCUGGGUUUUGAGCACUUUUGAUUAUGGACGCUGUAACCACAAAUUCGGAACGUAGGCCAUUUUCUAUCAAAUUGUGGCCUCCUAGUGAAAAUACUCGGAAAAUGCUUGUGGAGCGGAUGACAAAUAACCUUACCAGCCAAUCCUUUUUCACCCAAAAAUAUGGUACUCUUAGUCUGGAAGAGGCCGCAGAUGAGUCAAAGCGAAUUGAAGAUAUUGCUUUUGCUACAGCUAAUCAGAAUUAUGAAAAGCAGCCAGAUGGUGAUGGGGGUGCUGCUGUGCAACUUUAUGCCAAGGAAUGCAGCAGGCUUCUUCUCGAGGUUCUUAAGAGAGGUCCUAAAGUCGAGGCAGGCAAGGAGGCUGAAUCCGAUACCACUAGUGCUCCUCGUGAAGUCUUUUUCGACAUCUCAAAAGGUCGACGAGCCUUUAUCGAGGCAGAGGAAGCUGAAGAACUUCUAAAGCCUUUGAAAGAGCCAGGAAAUUAUUAUACCAAGAUAUGUUUCAGCAACCGAAGCUUUGGUUUAGAAGCAGCUCGUGUUACUGAGUCCAUUUUGGUGUCCCUUAAAAAUCAGUUAAAAGAAGUGGAUCUCUCUGAUUUUAUUGCUGGAAGACCAGAGGCAGAAGCUCUAGAGGUCAUGAAAUUGUUCUCAGAUGCUUUAGAAGGCAGCAUCUUGAGGUCCCUUAACCUCUCAAACAAUGCCUUGGGUGAAAAGGGUGUUCGAGCUUUUGGCUCUCUCCUGAAAUCACAGACUUGUUUAGAGGAGCUAUAUUUGAUGAAUGAUGGCAUUUCCAAGGAAGCUGCUCAGGCGGUAUCCGAGUUGAUUCCUUCAACAGAUAAGCUAAGGAUCCUUCAUUUUCAUAAUAACAUGACAGGCGAUGAAGGGGCUCUUGCCAUUGCCGAGGUUGUAAAGCGUUCUCCUCUAUUGGAAGAUUUUCGUUGCUCCUCUACGAGGAUAGACUCUGAGGGGGGAGUUGCCUUAUCUUUAGCACUCGGGACUUGUACCCACUUGAGGAAACUUGACCUCCGAGACAACAUGUUUGGAGUGGAAGGUGGAGUUGCUCUGAGUAAAGCCCUUUCAUCCCAUACAGAUCUCAAGGAGUUGUAUUUGAGCUACCUGAACUUGGAAGAUGAAGGUGCAAUUACCAUAGCCAAUGUACUGAAGGACACUGCUCCUGCACUUGAAGUCUUGGAGAUGGCUGGAAAUGACAUAACAGCUGAAGCUGCUUCUGCAUUAGCUGCUUGCAUAGCUCAAAAGCCCCAUCUGACCAGCUUGAAUUUGGGUGAAAAUGAACUGAAGGAUGAAGGAACUAUCCAGAUUAGUAAGGCACUAGACGGUCACAUCAAAAUAAAGGAAAUUGACAUGAAUACUAACUUGAUUCGGAGGGCGGGGGCUCGGGUUUUAGCUCAGACUGUAGUUCAGAAGCCUGGUUUUGUGCUGCUGAACAUCAAUGGAAAUUUCAUUUCUGAUGAAGGCAUUGAUGAGUUGAAAGAUAUUUUUAAAAAGUUUCCAGAUAUGCUUGGGGCCUUGGAUGAAAACGAUCCCGAGGGGGGAGAUGGCGACGACCAGGAAUCGGUAGGGAAUGAUGACGACGAGGAUGAAUUGGGAUCAAAAUUAAAGAACCUUGAAGUGAAUGAAGAGAACUAGAGUUUUCUGUAUUUAUGACCCUCUUUGAUUUAGGCUAGUUGCAAGAUUUGUCUCUUAGGCUUUAGUAUUUGAAGAGAGGCAUGUGUUGUUUUAGUUUCAGAAUUUUAGUUUGUUUUGAGUAUUGAAUCUCGUUCAACGUUGAUCAACUGUAUCGUCGAUGAAAUUUCUAUGGAGCAGAAUGGUAAUAGUAGAUGUCUGCAGUUGUAGGAGGUAA